Molecule: messenger RNA, 807 nt
Organism: Lasiosphaeria miniovina
Lineage: Eukaryota; Fungi; Ascomycota; Sordariomycetes; Sordariales; Lasiosphaeriaceae
Exons: 2
Coding region: 131-772 (213 amino acids)
Source: RefSeq, a predicted model, not a curated record
CUUUCACAUCAAACACAGAAGCCUUUUUCUCCGAGAAAAGCCGUUGAACUCUUUCAUUGUUGCCUGUCUGAACAAAGGUGAAGAGGUCGGCAGAAGCGGGUAUGACACGCAGAAAUUUAACGUAAAGUUGAUGGCCAUCGAAGCUGUUCCAUGUAUUGACAACCGAAAUCAUACACCCUGCGAACGGAGCCCACUUGGGGAAGUAAUAAGUGGCCUUGAAGAGGAUUUCUCGGUCCUCUGGCACAAUUUUUCUGUGCAGGUAACCUUCCCUGCAAACGGCAGAGUCACUCCCGAGUACCCAAGAAACAGGGAGCCAAAGGCAUUGGAAACCCAGGCCAGGGGUUGCGCAUGUGAUAAAAUAAGCUACCUGACCAGUCAGGAUGAAGGGAGCCUCGCGGCGAGGGUCUUCCACGUCGGCAGCCCAAGCGAUAUCAUAAAACUUCUGAACCCCUCAAUACCAGAACAAAUUCUCAUGAUAAUUCGAUGUUUCGAUGUUCAUGGUUUAAUUGUUGGAUCCCUAGGGGGCAACCCCCCUAGGAACCCUAGUGCCUGCGGCGCUCUUGGCCUGCGCGCUUUCCUUCAUACAGCUUACGCGUUAUAUCUACUAAUUGGGAAAUUGCUCCUUCCUGGCACAACCACGACACAGCAAAGCGGCAUUUCACGGCUUAACCUGUCCGAAGUUCAUCCGAUCGACCAGUCCCUCGAGUCCAUUUCGACACGGACGAAAACUGGCCGAUCGCUGUGCGGGAAACUUUCGGCACCCUCAAGGUAAUAUAGAAUACAGCCUCUCUACGCCACCUCCGGCUC